AUGCCCGCCUCUGACAAGGUUUGCGUUUCUCAUGUUUGUGAAGUUGUUUCGUUAGGCACCUGGCUGUGAUCUCGCCCAAAGGAGUAAUUCGGACUUUGUUAUUGACGGCAAGUGGAAACUUGUCCGAAAAAUUGGAAGCGGUUCUUUCGGCGAGAUUUUUUUGGGCAUUAACAUACAGAACGGCGAGGAGGUGGCGGUUAAACUUGAGAAAGUUACCGCUAAACACCCGCAACUGUUCUUCGAGGCCAAAGUCUACCGUGUUUUGACGGUAAUCUUUUUUGUUAUUUAUUUUUUUCAAGGAGACCCCUGGGUUGCCGCACAUCCACUACUACGGCCUCGACGGCGUCAAUAAUGCCUAUAACGCUCUUGUCAUGGAUCUCCUUGGCCCAAGCCUUGAGGACCUCUUUAACUUCUGCGGCAGAUGUUUUACUAUGAAGACGGUUUUGAUGCUGGUGGACCAGAUGCUCUGGCGAAUUGAGUUUGUCCAUAGUCGCCAUUUUCUCCACAGAGAUAUCAAGCCUGACAACUUCUUGAUGGGCAUUGGGAAACAUUGCAACAAGCUUUUUAUUAUUGACUUCGGUCUGGCUAAAAAGUACAGGUAUUAACUAUUAGUUUCGUGUAUGCUCCUUUGAACUUCCCACCUUUUCUCAUGCAACCAUUCGGUUGUUCGAUUGACGACGAUCCAUAAGUUGUUGGGGAUGCUAAGUAAUCCUGUUUCUUGUUACCAGACUUUUAUCACAGUAUUAAUCACUUUUUUAAUCGCUUAUUUUACUUUUGAGGCUUAUUCUGAGUCCGUGUACUAAUGCGUCUUCUAUCAGUUUUUUGUCUCUUGAUGUGUCCUGAUAACAAAAUGCCCUUCUGACACUACUCUGACGGACAAUGUUCCGUCUCAUUCCCCCUACGUAUUUAAAUUGCACUUUCUCCCUUCCUUUUCCUUGAAGUUUCAUAAGGGGUGGGAAAUCAUCUCCAUUUGUCAAUGGUCUGCUUUUUUACUCCUCAAUUACAGGCGUGAAAGCGUACUUGUGAAGUGCAGGACUAGUAAUUGCACAUGUGCCAGUCUGGGAAGCCACACAAAUUAUUAUUAUUAUUUCUGGAUACAUUGCGUGUUCUAGCUGGCUUCAAUUAUGCCUCUGCCCGAACGGAAAUUUUUUUGGAAAUGGUCCAGUCUGUUUGGCCGUGUGAUGAUGGCUAUUAAGCCAUAUAUAGCAAUUCCAGCCUCGGUCGUCUCCGGCCUCAUUAUUUAUCUUUAUGCGAUUUUCUGCGGAUCUCUUAAUUGAACUUCAAGCUGGAAGACGACGCGCACGUUCCUGACCCUGAUUUGUGGAGGACCUUCCUGUGACCUCCAGCCUGUCCAUCUUACCAUCGAACCCAACAUGCGCUAGUUAGUUUCGGUCAAAGUAGUGGGCUCAUCCGGACCGUCGCAUUUACGGACAAAAUUCAGAUAAGUUUCAGAAGACGGAAGACAGUGGUUAGAGGGCUUAGUUCUGUACAAAGGGAUCCCGAUAUUGACGAUAUACCGUCCCCUUCGUAUUUAUCGGUCUACGGGCUUCUUUUUGACUAAAAACUGUUUUGUUUCUGGCUGCCGGAGCUUGCUGGUUUCAUUUUUCUCAUCUAUUUUUCCGUCCAGCGUCUUUAACUGCAUUAGUUCUCAGGUCUUUGCUAUUACGCCGUAGGCUUGAUGUCCAGUAGGUCGCACAAUUUUUCUAUUGCAUUCGCCAUGAACACUUUAGCAGUUUAGUUCGUAAACCGUCUUGUGUCCCAGCAACUAUCUUGUCGUUGCGUUUGCCUUUUUUGUUUUUGGCCACAGGACUUAGGACGGACUCUGUUUGUACAUGCAUUUAAAAGGAUAUCUUGUUUACCUUCGUUUUAGAGAUGCCCGGACGCACCGUCAUAUUCCUUACCGGGAAAACAAAGCCUUAACCGGCACGGCCCGUUAUACCAGUAUUAACGCCCAUGCGGGCAUCGAACAGUCGCGUCGUGAUGAUCUCGAGUCGCUAGGCUACGUUUUGAUGUACUUCCUUCGAGGUUCACUACCAUGGCAGGGGUUAAGGGUGAGUAGAUAAUGCACUUAAGCUAGUACUCGUAACGUUAUUAACUAUGUCGAAUGUUGUUCAAACUAGUUUCCUUUUAAAAGCCACUACUUCUAAGGCGUCUUGCGAAACGAAUUCGGUUACACUUUGAAUUUAUCCUCCAAUUUGGCUGUAAACUUUGUGAUCAUGACGUGUGUUGCUCCUGCUUGUGACUGAAGUUUUUCCCGCGCGGCUUCAGGCAUUUGGCCUAAAAACAUAAACAGUAAGCUUUGUCACCCCGCAUUUCAGUGUUAUCCACUUUCAGGAGUUUGCAGUACGCAUCCCUAAAAGUAAACAUCGUGUGCUCUGGAUCACUAAAUAAUUUUUUGUCUGGAUAUGAUACUCAGACUGAUUUGUCAACAAUUCCCUGGCCUCGCAAUUUGAAAAAAAAUAAAUUGACGAAAUUUUAAGUUUGGACGCUGUUCAUCGACGGACGUAUAGAUAUGGCAAAAAUUGGGAACCAGAGCUACUGCAACUCCUCCCUGCAGGCACGCCGCUUACUUCGUAGUUUUAGAUCCAGUGUUCGUUAGUCUGUGAAUUAGAGAGCACGUGGUUUCAAAUGUUUGAGCGAGCUUGUUUUUACAUAAGUCGACCAUUUUUGUCGGAAUUUCAGUCUUAACAUCAUUAAGCCGUACAGUAUCUUCCACGCCAGGAACAAUGAAAAAAUGAAUACUUUCUUCGGUCAGUCGCCAAACUUUUUUGUCAUACCAUUCCGAUUAACUGAUCUGUUUGUUAUCUGCGCCACUGUUUAGCACUUUCGCCCCUUUCUGUAGUUAGAGUUGCUUGGAAGAACGAUCAUUUGCUUUAAUACGAGUUGCCGAUCACGAGUUGGGAAUAUUUGGGAUGCCUGAUACAAAGUGCGUAUAAGUAAAUUUCUCCUUUGUGGUAAUGGUCACGACGGUUCAUCAGCAUUGUGUCCUUUAAGCACUGAGGGCUCUGGGCAGAUGGUUUUCAUGUCGCCCGAGCUUUGGAUCCGUGCACCAAAACCACCCGAUUGCAAAUGCUAUAAACAUAUGCUUUUCCUUGUCUCACAGCAGUCUUGUAGACGCGGUAGCUGACGAACAUUAACACGAGUUGUCCUUGUAUUUGAUAUUCAGGAAGUCCACUGUCGUAUGCAUCUGUUGGAUUGACACCCUAUGCACAAACAUCCAAUCCUUGGCUACUGGGUACGCUGGAGUCUAAUCUCGUGGGAUUUUUUUUGUCAAGACAUUGUACUGACAAGCAAUGUCAUUUCUCGUGCAACGAGGCCUUUUUCACAUGCGCUCACAUAUAAGUUUGUAAUUACGGCACACCGUUGGUACACAGCGCUCACGACUUAAUAUCGUAAAAAUUGAAGUAGCAUUACAUGUGAUCUUAGGUGCGGUGUUAUGCCUUUGGCGAAUCACCUGAUAGCUGCCGCUUUAUAAACAGAAGUUGCCCCGCCAAGAUGUUCGAAUUGUCCCCGCCCCUGAAAUCAUCUUGCCUCUAUCUGACUCCCGUGUUCCAUCCAGCUAAUUCUUCCUGGAUAAUUGAAUUUACGUAGGCCUCACAGCGCGAUGGUUUAAUCUGUCGCUCAUGUUUGUGAGUUGUCGGCAGUUUUUUCUGUUUUUUUUUGAGUUUACCAUGUAGGUGUUGGGCAGAUCCUUGUUCGCACUUUGUCAUGAUCCCGGUGGUGUUUGCCCGUUUGGAAACAUUUGCCCACCUGAAAAGCCGUUUCCUAUGACCGCGAAGUAGUUAUUCUUCUCCUUGUUGCAACCGUGUGUUGUUCCUAGAACCUUUUAUUUUCAACCUUCGGAAUCUAGUAGGUUUGUGAUAGCAACACGCGCUCGUAUAAUGUUGUACAUGUCUUGUGGCCAGUCUUGCUCUGGAAUGAGAGAAAUGUGUUCGUGAGAUUACCGUGCUCUGUCUGACGACGAAGACCGUCUGGCUCGAAGGGGCAUCAGCAGCCUCAGUGUCUAUUUUCCUGUUUUCGAUCCCUUUAGUCAAUUGCCAGAAAAGAAUACUUUCUCUUCUUCGGUUUUGAAGUUUUUAUGCUGUUUUGUCACUGUUUUUUUUCGCAGAUAAUAGCUUUGGUCGUAUUUGUUGAUUGAUACAUACAUGCGUCCUCGUUGUCUAGAAAGUUAGCUUUAUCAUCAAAAACGUACAGCUAAUAAUACUCCUGACUAAUCAGGGAAAAAUUCACAAAUGUUCUAUUCUAACGUAUUUUGCGGAUGAGUACACGUGCUGGGGUACUUUCAGCGAUCAAACUGAAAAAUUUUCAUUGUGCAUUUUUUUGCCUUUUUAUUACUGAUACAUUUAGUCCAGUUGACAAAGAAACCAUUGAUUUCUUCAAUUUUGAGACCCUUUUUUUAUCCCUGCUUACUUCGAGAUACGUUACAAAUUUGGUCUGUGAACAUAGGUCUAUUAUUCAAACGAAUGACGCGCCACCUGUUCAUUUUGCCAAGCACAUCAAGUUAAAAGGAAUCAUAAGUGCAUAUUGUCAUGUGCGGAAGUUAGAUCUGACAGUUUGAUCAUCUUGACAACGUGCACUGCGUGACGCACGGAUUGGUGGACGCAGGACAGUGAUUUGCUUGCUAGAUAGUUUAUGAUGGUAAUGGACUUUCACAGCACUCUCCUACCUCACUCACCUAGGCCCGGCGACAACACAGUUAAGACGACCGGAGACGGAUUCAGGCGCGGUGGCUGGCAGCUCGUCUACGCACAAUAUACCAGGUUUUCGCAAAAAGGAGCGAAUUGGGUCCCACGUGAAUUAGAACAUCAUAAGAACCAGAGUAAGAAAAAGCCGUUUAGCCCGACUCAGUUCACCGGCCGCUCACCACACAUACGCAUAAUUUACUGACCACAUGGGCUCAGUUAUCCCGUCGGUUAGCAACUUUCCAAAUUCUGAUUUUUGCGCUCCUUGCGGAUUCAAUUUCGUCAGAUUUUUUAUAGUAAAAAGUACACUGAUGUGCCUUGGGGGCAGAUUCCGUAGUGUCGGCUUCACUGUCUUCCCUCUCCCAUACGCCAAUCGACUAUCCGAGGCUGCCAGCCAACUGCCGGUGGAAUUGGGUGCAGUUCCUAUCAGAACAAUGGUAGCCCGUCUACCCGUGCUACCCAUGAUCUGGCGAGUAAGUCGUACACCGGAGUACAGUAACGAACACGCGCCUACUUGCGUGAGAGGUUAAUGAUCUGAACUUCCAACGCUUGGCGUGGAGCGGAUUUUUGGGACCUGUUAGACGAGGUUUACUGACGGGUUUGAACAGAUUUUUAUGUAAACGCACAUGGCCUAAUAGGCCAAUGCGAUGACUGAAUGCCCCAGCACUGGUGCAUCAGCCUCAGUACGAUGUAUUCGCAAGUGACUGGUCGAGCCGAUGCUUGAUGGAACUGUGCGGUGGCAGAAUGUGUUCGUAGCUGCUGUGUGGUGGUGAUGGCGGUGAGGGCAGCAGCGGUGGGAUGAUCGACGGGCAUCGGGAGUGUGUUGCUUAAAUCAUUUCAUCACUCCACUCGUCGCGAGGACCGCCAUUUGGCCCUAUGCGAAUCAAUUUUGAUUAAUAUCGAAAGAUGCUGUGGAUUUGGCCAGAAGUGCCCGACUGAGAACAACCUGGAACUGAGUAAUAUACAUCAGCAGUAUGAGUAGCAUCAAAGUCCUAUAUGUAACUAUUUUCUUCCAUCCUGUGACCGUCGCUGGGGUUGUACAGUUUGACAUGUUCUAUACAUUCUUAAGCUGAAUCAGUCCUUUCGUCUGCUGAAAUUUAACUGCGUCCAAGUAUAUCCUUUCAGGUGAAGUAAGGAACCUGAUAAUCACAGCGCAAUAGCGUUGUCCAGUACCCUCGCUUUUGUCUCAGCAUUCAUAGAAAGACUCCCAAUGUUAUUAUUCUGUUUUAUACCCUCCCAUUGCCAGUCGCCCUUCAAAUGGGUUUUGAAUCCAUUCAUAGCGUCUUGGGUAAGCGAAUUUCACCCCCUUCUGCCAUGCCUGUGAACUAUACAGCUAAAUGUUUGUUAACAGUAUGCCAGCCAUUUCGCGAUGUGCACUCCCCAGGUAUAUCGAGCCCCGUACUUCAUUGGAAAGCAACCAUAAAACCGAUGGUUGCCAACUGCACCCCUACCACAUACUUAUUAUCCUUAGGAAAAGAAAUUCUUUGGGAAACAGCAAACUUGAUUGUGUAAAUUUUAGAGACUGGUUCCCCAGCUCUAGACUGAGUGUGACAAAAGGAUUCUAUGGUUGGUUAAGGUCAUCUUCUCGGGAUCUGUCCUUGACGAUUUUGUAUGUGGCAUCUAAAUCGAUAUGCCGGUUGAUGCAUGCCUCAUCUGAGUGCAUUGCCUCCGGGAAUUCGCAGCCUUGAUGAUGAUGCUGAUGAUGAUGACGACGACGAUGAUGAUGAUCAUGAUGAUGACGACGAUGAUAAUGAUGCCGCUGCUGCUGAUGAUGAUGGUGGUGGUGGUGGUGAUGAUGAUGGUGGUGAUGAUGAUGAUGAUGGUGGUGGUGGUGGUGGUGGUGGUGGUGAUGAUGAUGAUGGUGGUGGUGGUGGUGGUGAUGAUGAUGAUGAUGAUGGUGGUGGUGGUGGUGGUGAUGCUGAUGGUGAUGAUGAUGACGAUGAUGAUGAUGAUGAUGAUGAUGAUGAUGAUGAUGAUGAUGAUGAUGAUGAUGAUGAUGAUGAUGAUGAUGAUGAUGAUGAUGAUGAUGAUGAUGAUGAUGAUGAUGAUGAUGAUGAUGAUGAUGAUGAUGAUGAUGAUGAUGAUGAUGAUGAUGCACCGUUUCAUCUUCCUAAUAUCUCUCAGGAUGCCUGUUUUUCACUUAUUAUUCUGUAG
Spirometra erinaceieuropaei is the source of this 6836-nucleotide messenger RNA. The record is from the annotation of a GenBank genome assembly. Lineage: Eukaryota; Metazoa; Platyhelminthes; Cestoda; Diphyllobothriidea; Diphyllobothriidae.